Molecule: messenger RNA, 712 nt
Organism: Scomber japonicus (chub mackerel)
Lineage: Eukaryota; Metazoa; Chordata; Actinopteri; Scombriformes; Scombridae
Exons: 3
Coding region: 54-458 (134 amino acids)
Molecular function (GO): 2 iron, 2 sulfur cluster binding
Source: RefSeq, a predicted model, not a curated record
AAGGGGCCCUGUAGCGGCACAAAGUGGAAAAGCAGUUCAAUUCGUCGGUCUUUAUGGCUUCUGGCUCUGGAGAUGAAGAGGGAAGCACAGGAGGCGCUUCGUGGCGGCUCAUAGGCCCAGCCUCGGAGCUUUCCAAGACGCGCUGCCGUCUAAUGUACUCCUGCCUCGGCUAUGACUCUGACGUCUGCCUCUUCUACGUGAAGGGGGAGUUUUUCGCAAUGGAUGCUCGCUGCUCACACUCCGGAGGUCCUCUGUGUGAAGGCGACAUUGAGGAGGCUGAUGGAGUCUUGCAGGUCUUCUGUCCCUGGCAUGACUACGACUUUGACCUGAGAACUGGAAAGUCAGGGACCUCAUUACAGCAACAAGUGUACGAAGUCAAGCUGGAGGACGGCAACGUGUACGUGAAGCAUGCAAGUCGUCUCUCCUUACAGCCUUUCCCGGUGGAUCAGAAGAACUGAAAAACCUCAGAGGCUGCUUUGUCCUCCAGCCCUUGGUGAGAACUCCAAUUCCCUGACUGCGGAGUCUCCUGCUUGCAGUGAGCCUACUUGGGCUAUUUUUAAGACUUAUUCCACAAACCCAAGCCAUUUGAAACAUUCCUAAGCCUUAUCUGUCAUUUUCACAGACCGUCUCCACUUUGUUUGCAUUACAUAAAGUAUGAUAUCAGAGGAUUGUCUGAAGAGGGCAUUACAUCAUUAAAUAGUUUCAGGGAGAG